This is a messenger RNA of Otolemur garnettii (small-eared galago), 1271 nucleotides long. RefSeq names its product N-acetylglucosamine-1-phosphate transferase gamma subunit (gene GNPTG). Gene Ontology annotation, cellular component: Golgi apparatus. The transcript is spliced from 11 exons. The record is from RefSeq and is a predicted model, not a curated record. The coding region runs from base 38 to 955 and encodes 305 amino acids. NCBI's taxonomy places the organism in Eukaryota, Metazoa, Chordata, Mammalia, Primates, Galagidae.
GUGACCUGACCGACUUGCACAUGACCGCCGCACAGCUAUGGCGGCGGACGUGGAGCUGCUCUUGCUGUUCCUCCUUGCGGCGCGCGGGCCCGCGCCCGCAGGUGCAGCCAAGAUGAAGGUGGUGGAGGAGCCUAACACUUUCGGGGUGAACAACAUGUUCUUGCCCCAGACAAAUCGUCUGCAGCCCAAGAGGGAGCCUUCACCCUUGUCUGGGCCUGAACGACUCUUCAGACUCGCUGGCAAGUGUUUCAGCUUGGUGGAGGCCACGUACAAGUACGAGUUCUGUCCAUUCCACAAUGUGACCCAGCAUGAGCAGACCUUCCGCUGGAACGCCUACAGUGGCAUUCUCGGCAUAUGGCAGGAGUGGGAAAUCACCAACAACACCUUUGCUGCCAUGUGGAUGAGGGACGGUGACUCCUGCCGCUCCCAGAGCCGCCAAAGCAAGGUGGAGCUUACCUGUGGAAAAAGCAACCAGCUAGCCCACGUGUCGGAGCCGAGCACUUGUGUCUAUUCAUUGACAUUUGAGACCCCCCUCGUCUGCCACCCCCACUCUUUGUUAGUGUACCCGGCCCUGCCGGAGGACCUGCAGCAGCGGUGGGACCAGGUGGAGCAGGACCUGGCUGAUGACCUGAUCACGCCCCAGGGCUAUGAGAAGUUGCUGAGGGGACUUUUUGAGGAUGCUGGCUAUUUAAAGACCCCAGGAGAAAGUGAACCCACUCAGCAGGAAGGAGGUCCUAUGGGCCUGGGGCUUGAGACCCUGGAAAACUGUAAAAAGGCACAUAAAGAACUGUUGAAGGAGACAAAGAGGCUUAAAAAUCUGCUCACCCAACACGGCAUCCCCUACACAAAGCCCCCAGAAACCUCCAGCUCUGAGCGCUUGGGCCACAAGACACCCACAGACAGAUCCCCUGAGCAACUGGGAGGUGAUCCAGGACUACAUGGGAACUUCCUGUGACCCAGAGCCUCAGACCCGAGGCGUAGGGCAGAGGCGAAGGCAGCACACUGCAAGUCAAGAGGCCCCUGGGCAAGUACACUACAGUAGAGAGGCAUGGCUCCCCUCAGACCACGUGCGGAUGCUCCCAGGGACUGAUGGCCAGUCUUAGUUUGUACCCAGAGAUAUAGACAAAAUAAAGAUUCAAAGUUUUAAUUCUCAUACUGAUAAAAAUAACUCCAUGAAUUCUGUAAACCAUUGCAUAAAUGCUAUAGUGUAAAAAAAACUUAAAAACAAGUGUUAACAACUUGAAACAAUUCACUACAAGUAAAUGAUUAUA